AUGAUUGAGCCGAUGCAGGCGUUUAAGAAAUGUAUUGUUAUUACACCAAAUAUAAAUCAACGAGUGUUUGGUUUUGGCAGUAAUUACAGAGGAUGUCUGGGUUUAAAACACGACGACCCUAUACUUACACCAGAAGUAAUACCACAAUUAUGUCAUCAAAACAUACAAUACUUUGUCAAUGGAUAUGAUUUUGUGUUAGCAGUGAAUGACAUGAAUAUAAUAUACGGUUUUGGUAACAAUUAUGGCGGACAAUUAGCCCGACGUGAUUAUAUUGGAAAAUAUAGCGUUGCUUUCCUAAAACCUAAAAUAAUAUCGCAUUUUAAUGAUAUAAAUAUUAUAAAACUCAGUUGUGGUAAUCAACACACUCUGGCCCUAAGCAGUGAUGGCCGGGUCUAUGCCUGGGGUUGGAAUAAUUGCGGACAAAUUGGUUGCGGAGAUCGUUAUGAAUAUAUUUAUAUACCAAUUGAAAUAAAAUUCAAAAAUAGCUUUAAAAUACAAUCCAUUUAUUGUAGUAAUUACUCUUCAUUUGCCAUCACAUCUGAUGGAUAUGUGUUCAGUUGGGGAAACAAUGAAUUCCUUCAAUUGGGACACAAUACAACCGCUCAUAAAAUAUUUAAACCCCAAUUGAUAUCAUCUAUAAAUGACGUGAAAACGAUAAGUUGUAGUUAUAAUGGAAUAUAUUUUCUCACUGAUUGCGAUUUGAGUGAUAAUUCAAGUGAAGGUAUUUAUAAAAAACAAUUCAUUGUGAUCUCGAUCAUAGGUUCGGGUGGUUUUGGGACAGUAUUUAAAGUAAAGCAUAGAUUGGAUGAUACGAUGUAUGCCAUUAAAAAAGUACAAUUUGAGGAUUUUAGUGCAGAAAAGAGACUACGAGUUCUAAAUGAAGUAAAAAGUUUGUCAAAACUGGACUCAGAUUUUGUGGUUAAAUACUAUAACUCAUGGAUUGAAUGCAAUUAUCUCUACAUUCAGAUGAAAUUAUGUGAACUGAAUCUUAAAACAAUUCUUGAAAACAAAGCCAUUGUCUUUGAGAGACAACCGAAAGACCACAUGAAUAAUGUGUUUGAAUAUUUCAUUUCAUGUGAAAUAUUCAAAGAACUGUUAGAAUGUGUUCAAUAUUUACAUGAAUACAAACCUCCAGUCAUUCAUCGGGAUCUCAAACCCGAUAAUAUAUUAAUUGAUCCCAACAUUAAUUCCAAUCAUAUCUUAAAACUGUGUGACUUUGGUUUAGCUAAAGAGACCAUCAGUGGUGAGACUGCGAGUAACUCAGUUGUGGGCACUUCUAGAUAUAUGGCACCCGAAGUAUAUAGUGGGAAAUAUAACCACAAAUCAGAUAUUUAUAGCUUAAAUAUAAUCGGCGGGCAGUUGUUUGACAUCGAUCUUCAGGCCUCGCAAUCAUUUAACGAAAAUGAAUCGUUAAAGUCAUGCAAACUAUGUAUAUAUGAAACACUUCUGUCAAUGAUGUCAACACCCUUUUGGCAACAAAGACCUGAGUGUCGGGAAGUGUUGGCUAAAUAUAACGAGUGGUCAAUCGAUAAGACAUUUAUCAAAGAUCACAAAGAAUUCAAUUCAAAAUGUACUGUUAGACUUACUAAUACACAAAUACAAUUUGAGUUCAUUCAAUGUAAUUGUAUAAUUGGCUUUACAAUCAAUACUUAUCUCAUUAUCGAUGUGGUGGCCAUUAGGCCGGUCCGCGUCGUCCUCCCGACGCCAACGAGCGUCUCUUCCCAACCCCAACCGGUGAUCGAGUGCCGGUAUCUGGGUUAUAUAGUGGGUCAUAUGGGCACCACACAUGUGCCGUAUGGGUGGAGUAUAUGGGAGUGUAUGGGCUGA
Messenger RNA from Medioppia subpectinata, 1827 nucleotides. The record is from the annotation of a GenBank genome assembly. NCBI's taxonomy places the organism in Eukaryota, Metazoa, Arthropoda, Arachnida, Sarcoptiformes, Oppiidae.